AUGGAUGCUUCAGUGCCUCCGAUCAUCCGAGGGAAGUUCCUCUACAGGGAUAUCCUGCUCGUCGACUGCGGCGGAGAUUUGAAGCGACACGCUCGAGCGCCAGAAUCCGAGGUCAAGCGCCUCCUGAAUGGCAAAGACGUGAAGGAUCAGGUAGGCCACUGGUAUGAAGCACAGCUCAUCCACUAUGGACUGCAGCGGUCGAAAGACAAGAACACUGCCAAAGUGCGACUGCAGCAGGCUCUCAAUCAAGGCAAGCUCAAGUCGCAGCCUCCGCAUUUGGGGGAUAUGGAGGGACGGAUGAAGAAAGAGUACGCUGCCGCCGUUCGCAAAGCCAAGAAGGGUGAUUCGAGCAAAGGCACCAAGCGCAGCCGAGACGAGGAAGAAUCAUCAGCUCAAAGCUCUAAGAAGACAAAAAUUUCUGUUACUGUCGAUGGCAUAGCAAUCAGCAUCGAUCGCUCAGAUGAGUCGAAGGCAAAGUCUACGAAGAAAACUACAUCAAAGGAAACCAUUUCACAGGCUCCCACUCCAAAGGCGACUACUCCAAAGGCGAUCAGUGCAAAGACGACCGCCGCAAAGGCGAACACACCAAAGGCGACUGCUUCAAAAGCAACAGCGGCCAAGGAACCCAGGGUCGCGCCAAAGAAGAGCAAAGCCGAGCAAACCUCAUCGACUCCCAAGAACGCCAAGCCCCCAGCACCAAAGAAGAAAGCAACCGCAGAACUUGCAAACAACCCAAGAGAUCACCCCGACAACGUCUUCCAGAGAUCAGGCUCAUUCAGUGGAGCUAUUAUCUCGCGUGAGACGCCGAAAGCACGAACGAAGCAGACGGCCAGAAAGUCCGCACCUGCACUCGGAUUCAGAGACGCGUGGGAGGAACCCAGCGACAAUGACUACGAUGAGGACGAAGACGAAGGCUGCAUGGAUGGACGAGAAAGACAGACGGCCAGGAAGUCGGCGCCUAUGCUCGGGUUCAGAGCCCAAUCUUCUGUGAAGAACGAGCCAGGCACCCAGCGCCAGCCCUCGGUCAAAGACGAGCCGUCCAACGACGACGACAUGGACACCCGCCCCGACAUCACCCAAUCCCAACUCAACAUAACCGGCGUCUACAACAUCUCCUGCCCCUACCUCGAAGCUCAAUCACCCGAAGACGCAGAUAAACUUCGUAUGUUCAUCUGCGUCGACAACGAGGCCGGCCUGAUCUGGGGCGGUUUCGAGCUGGCAUGGAAGACUGGCAUCAUCAAGAUCGACGAUAUCGCCACCAACCACAAUCUGCCGUUCGGCUGGCGGGCGAAAGACUACGAGAAGAGCGGAAGUCUGCGAUUUGGGAAGGGUUGCUUUGGCGAGAUCAUGUUCUGGGGAACGAGUACCGGCAAUACGCAGGUUCGUGGUGUCUUCCGCAAUCUCUUCCCCGAUCCGGUGGAGUUUGAGGGUGUCAGACGGCCUGGUCCUUUGUGGUGUGGGCGGAGCAGCUAUAAGUUCAAGCAGGAGUGGGAAGAGUACCCAAAGGAGGCUUAUGGACGAUGA
Messenger RNA from Zasmidium cellare ATCC 36951, 1524 nucleotides. RefSeq lists its product as uncharacterized. Lineage: Eukaryota; Fungi; Ascomycota; Dothideomycetes; Mycosphaerellales; Mycosphaerellaceae. The transcript has 2 exons. Bases 1 to 1524 code for a protein of 507 amino acids. The record is from RefSeq and is a predicted model, not a curated record.